AGCCAGAACGUAACAUAAUUGCAAAAUCCAGAGGAUCUUCAAUUCUACAUCAUUAUCAAAAUGGAGGGUUCUACUUCUAAGGUGGUGUUGUUGGUGAUGGGUUGGGCCUUGAUGGUGGUGAUAGCAGAGGCGCAAGAUCUUCCCCCUUGCGCUAAUCAGCUAUCUCCAUGCGCAGCCUACUUGAACUCCACAAGCCCACCACCCAACAUUUGCUGCAAUCCCAUCAAAAUCAUAGACUCAACCGAGAAAAGCUGUUUCUGUGAACUUGCCUUAUCUCCUUCUAUUCUUCAAGGUUUUGGUAUCAAUACAGCUCAGGCUCUCCAACUUGUCCAAUUAUGUGGUGUCAACUUCGAUCUCACCUCCUGCGAAGCAUCGUCCCCUGUAGGUCUGCCUCCGUCGUCGGUGCAACCCCCAGCAACUCCUGGAGGUGACGAAGGAGGUGCAGGCAGGAUCACAUUCACUGGGCUAUCCUUCUUACUGCUCUUUUGGGCCCUUGCGUGGUUUAAUUAGAAAGGGCCGUGUUUACAUUUCAUAAACCCCCCUGACAAAAAAAAAGUUGGAGUUAAUAAUCCUUUUUCAUUAUUGAAUGUAUUUGCUUGCAUUGAGUAGUGUGUUACAUAUUUGUAUUUAUCAUUUUUUACUUAAAGACAUGUUAUAGUGAGAGUGUUUCCUGGUUAAUAAGAAUGAUAGUGUUUCUAAA
Messenger RNA from Lotus japonicus, 700 nucleotides. RefSeq names its product non-specific lipid transfer protein GPI-anchored 8-like. NCBI's taxonomy places the organism in Eukaryota, Viridiplantae, Streptophyta, Magnoliopsida, Fabales, Fabaceae. The record is from RefSeq and is a predicted model, not a curated record. The transcript has 3 exons. The coding region runs from base 61 to 510 and encodes 149 amino acids.